Saccostrea cuccullata (small rock oyster) is the source of this 1041-nucleotide messenger RNA. Its product is annotated as acanthoscurrin-2-like. The coding region runs from base 254 to 850 and encodes 198 amino acids. The transcript is spliced from 3 exons. NCBI's taxonomy places the organism in Eukaryota, Metazoa, Mollusca, Bivalvia, Ostreida, Ostreidae. The record is from RefSeq and is a predicted model, not a curated record.
AUUACGACGUAAUUUAUAUAACUUUAAUGUACGCUAUAAUGAUUGAUAAAUUGCGGUCGUUCAAACACAAUAUACACCUGUUUUUAUGUCUUAUACAGAAAAAAUAAUCCUGUUUUUAGUCAACUUAUUCAUCAACAAAUGUCAUAAAAAACCACAGAAACAUUAUUGGACAAUAUAAAUAAGAGGAACUUCUUGGAACUUCCAUUCAAGAAUCGGAGGUACAGCAGAAUACAUCAAAGAUCCAAGUAGAACCAUGUUGGCUCUUGUUGUUUUUGGAAUCGUGUGUGGGUUGUCAUCAGCCUUUAACUACGGAUACGGGGGCUAUGGAGGAUAUGGCCUGGGUUCUGGCCUAGGAGGGGGUCUUGGUGGCCUCGGCUCUCUAGGAGGCCUCGGCAGACUUGGUCCUGGUCUUGGUGGAUUGGGUUCAGGAUAUAGCUAUUACAACUCCUACAACUCCUACCCCUAUGGAGGUGGAUACGGCGGAGGCCUUGGACUAGGAGGAGGCAUGGGAUUAGGAGGACUGGGUGGAUACGGCGGAUAUGGAGGAUAUGGACUUGGAGGACUUGGUGGAGGCCUUGGUGGAUAUGGCGGCCUAGGAGGAUAUGGAGGCCUAGGAGGAUAUGGCGGAUAUGGCUUAGGAGGAUUAGGUGGAGGCCUAGGUAGAGGAUUAGGAGGUUAUGGAGGAUAUGGCCUGGGAGGACUAGGAGGUGGACUCGGAGGACUUGGUGGAAGCCUAGGAGGUCUUGGAGGAUAUGGAGGAUACGGACUCGGCGGAUUAGGAGGAGGACUAGGAGGCGGACUAGGAGGACUAGGCUACUCAUCAAGAGGAUAUAGCAAGAAAGUCUACUAAAGAACUCCUGAAUCAACCUCUGAUACGUUUGUACGACUUUUAACAAUGCACUGAAAGUCCCAUCUUUUCUGCAAUUUCAUAUCGUCAAUAAUGUUUUUAUAUCUAUGAUUUUGCGAGAUGAUGGUAUAUUACUUUUGACAUAUUGUGCAUGUCGAAAAUAUGUUUAAAAAAUAAAUAUUGUUUGCACUCAU